Daktulosphaira vitifoliae (grape phylloxera) is the source of this 1453-nucleotide messenger RNA. RefSeq lists its product as uncharacterized. The transcript has 3 exons. The coding region runs from base 535 to 882 and encodes 115 amino acids. Gene Ontology annotation, cellular component: site of double-strand break; DNA replication factor A complex; nucleus. Gene Ontology annotation, molecular function: single-stranded DNA binding; damaged DNA binding. The record is from RefSeq and is a predicted model, not a curated record. Lineage: Eukaryota; Metazoa; Arthropoda; Insecta; Hemiptera; Phylloxeridae. Gene Ontology annotation, biological process: mismatch repair; base-excision repair; DNA replication.
AUGUCAACGCGUGUAUGUAAAGUGAUAAAACUUAAAUCAGUUCAACUGCGGUCAAUGGUGUAAAACUCGGAAAAAAGUAAACAUCGAGAUCAAAAUAUCUGUAUAAUUGGAACGUCAAACUAAAAUAUCAAAAUAUUAACAUCGAUUAUUCUUAGUGAAAAAAUCGAUAUUUAAUUACCAUUCCUAAUCAUAAGAAUUACUAACCAGGGUGAUAGACUGUGAGCUGAGGCACGAUGGAAUAUAUGACUCUUCGCCUGUUUAUCCGCCAUGCAUAGAUCAAUUCUUUAUCAACAUGUUCAUAAAAAAACGCGGGAUUCUAAUAAAGAGUACAUGAAAAAGACACUGACAUGGGAAUAAUCUAAUUUUUCAUUAUGCUUAACUUUUGUAAAUUAUAAAAAGGUUUUGUACAAUCUUAUCAGGUGAAUUUUUCAGUAGUUAAGUAACUGUUGAAUUUUCAGAGACAUUUAAUUUAGUAAUAGUUUGUAAUAUUAAUUAAACUUUGUUCAUCAUCUUAUAAAUAAUUAAUAUUUUAUUAUGGAAUCAACUAUUUUUCCAACUCGGACGUAUGUCAAUGGAUCAUACUUACACAAAUUUGUUGGAAAGUCCAUUACCCUAAUAGCUACUGUGUUAAAAAUAGGUGGAAAUGAAAAAUCUCUUACUCUUCAAACUACAGAUAAUCAAGUUGUAAAAGUCAAUUUUCAAGAAACAGUGGACAGUGAAAUAGAUUCUUUGGUUGAAGUUCAAGGUUAUGUAGCUGACAAAACUACUAUUAAUGGAACUUAUUACAUUAAUUUGCCAUCUACUAUAACUCAUGAUUUUGAUAAAGGCAAUUUUGAUGAAACUGUUAAAUUUAUCAACAACAUAACCAAUCCAUUUAAAUAAAUUGGUAAACUCCUUAAUUGUUUAUUUUUAAAACUAUUUUUUUUUUCUUAGUAUUAUGUUUUAUUUAAUGUACUUAUAAUUUAUAUUUUUAACAAUUAAUUAGAAAAUAACACUGAAGCUAUUAUAUAAUUAUUAUAAUUAUAAAUUGAAUGUCUUCUAUGUUAAGUUAUUUCUUACUGUAAAAAAGUUAAUAAUAAAUCUCAUUAUUCGAUUUUAACAAAAUAAUUGUACAGCAUUAGUAAAACUAAAAAAUCUCCAAGUAUUAUUAUUUUUAUGUUUAUGUUUAAUUUCCUUUCUAAAAGUUUAUGCUUAUAUUAGAAAAAUGAGAAAAUCUUACUCUUAAGAGUAUGAUGCAUUACUAACUGAGCUUAGUAGGCCAUAUUUUAUAAUAUUAUAAGUCAGGAUGAUUACUGAGUAGUGUCAUUAUAUUAAUUUAUCGUUACACCACUUUUUACACAAUUUUUUUAAGAAUAUUUUAAGGUUAUAUAAAAUUUUUUUCAACAUAUUAAUAAUGACUUUUCAAAGUAUCAAGUAUAGGUUUUUAGUAAACUAUUUUUUUAAUUUAAUUGUG